Messenger RNA from Uranotaenia lowii, 1357 nucleotides. RefSeq lists its product as uncharacterized. Lineage: Eukaryota; Metazoa; Arthropoda; Insecta; Diptera; Culicidae. The transcript is spliced from 6 exons. The record is from RefSeq and is a predicted model, not a curated record. Bases 452 to 1285 code for a protein of 277 amino acids.
GACGGCCAACCUUUUUGGUCUAUAUUUCACGAUAGAAAAAUUCCCAUCUGUGCUACAGACGUCAAAAUUCCUACCACUUUUUCCCAACACCAUUGGACUUGCUCUUAUCAAAUGAAAAUGGCUACAAAGUGUUGGAAAUUUGAGGUUAACUAGAUAGCAAUUCGGAUCUGUUUAGUUUUAGUUGGUCAGUUUCCCCGUGGAUUUUCAGACAGCUCGCCGAAAUGUGUGAUGAUUUAUCGAAAUCGGGACCGAAAACAUUGUUCCAAAACAUCUUCCGGCAAAAUAAUGCUCUGUAAAAAUGGCGUCUCAUACUAAUUCAGCAGAGACCAGUUUCACAAACAAUGGAGACAAAUCGGUGUUUGAUGUGUGAAUCAUAAAAAGCCUUUGAUUUUGAUUAAACAUUUUUUUUUUCUUAACUCAGUAUCGGGGUGGGGAAUGAGUAAAAAACUUGAUGCUGAUCAACGAUUUAACCAACAGCGUUCCCCGGCCACCCCCAUACACCCCACCUACGGGAGGGAUAGGGUUCGUUCCAAUUCCACCACCGAUGCCUCCACCGCCACCGUACACCCCAUCGCCGAGCUAUCCGACAGGCGGUGGCCACUAUCCAGGUGGUCCUCAUUCCGGUUAUCCAGGAGCUUAUCCACACCCCCCUUCGGGUUAUCCGGCUGCCGUUCCAUAUUCGCAAAUGUCAUCCGUUCCAUCUCAGCCAGAGUUAGGGUCCGGUGGCCUGUACCCGUCCCUUUCGGCUGUCACAACCAGUCAUCAGUCACCGGAGGUCAAGCAACCUAAAACCAUGAAGCAAACCCUGGCCGAUGGAGUGCAACAAACCAAAGACUUCAUGAACGAUAUGUUGGGCAGGACUAACCAUACGCCGUCACACCCGGUACCCAUGACGAGUUAUCCAGCAGCACAACCGCAACCGAUGAACGCUCAAAUGACCAACCAUCCGUCUAUGCCUCCAUAUCCCGGAGUAGCUCCAAUGGCAGCCAGUACCCAUGCAUACCCCAGUGGACCAGCAGGAUAUCCAGUAGCUCCAUCAGCUCCACCCGGAAUGUCUACCGGUGCCAAAUUGGCUACCGGAGCCGUAGCAGCAGGAGCAGCUGCAGCCGUUCUUCACAACCUACCCAAAAAGGGAAAAAAGUCCAAACAUCUCAUGAAGUACGCUGCCGGAGCUGGGCUCCUGGGACUUGGUGGUUACGCCGUUGGAAGAAAGAUGAGAAGACGGCGUAGCAGCAGCAGCAGCAGCAGUAGCAGCAGUAGUAGUAGUAGCAGCAGUAGUGAUUGAUUCAUAUUUCAUUUGCAUGUUAUUAUCGAAUGGCCACAAAAAUUUAAUCAAUACGUAAUACAAUAUUUUUAA